Messenger RNA from Rosa chinensis, 2620 nucleotides. RefSeq lists its product as uncharacterized. Bases 320 to 2221 code for a protein of 633 amino acids. The record is from RefSeq and is a predicted model, not a curated record. NCBI's taxonomy places the organism in Eukaryota, Viridiplantae, Streptophyta, Magnoliopsida, Rosales, Rosaceae. Gene Ontology annotation, biological process: meristem maintenance; meristem development. The transcript has 7 exons.
AGCUUCUCCCGACCACACAGUCUUUCUCUUCCUUUUGAUAGAAACGCAAGGCUUUGUUACAGGUGGUCUUCUAACUCCCAGAUCUCAUCUUUAAAUCCAUCAGACCCUUCACCACAUGAACUGGGUAUGGAGUGAGUAGGAUGCAAAGUGGACUAUCAUCACGCAAGAGAUUUCGCAUUUUGCUUUGUGUAGUUAUCUCUUCAGUUAUUUCAGAGCUGAACUCAUAGCUGGGUAUCUCCUGAUUUUGAGCAAAUCCAAAUCUAUCAGGGUUAUAUAGUGACUGGGUAAUCUUGAAUUGCAGGACUUGGUUGUCCAAGCAAUGGCUUCAAAAGGGACCAGAGAAGAUAAUUAUGAAGGCAAACAAAAAAGUAUCACCAAACGCUCAUUUGCAUUGGCGGAAGCACUAAGUCAAGCCACUGAAAAGAAUGCCUCGGCCUUCAUGAAUAGAAUAACACAACGAGUCCCGAAUGAAGGUGGGGUACGUCAACUUGGCCCAAGUUUCCAGAGUGAUAUACCGGCUGAUGUGGAAAAAAUUUUGAGCCAACAUGAAGUGGAUGAUUCUAGCUAUUUCAGUGAAGGAAAAGCAUGGGGAGCAUGGGGAACAAAACCAGGAAAAUGGCCUGGUGAAACGGCCAACUGGAUUCCGUGGGUAGAACGAGUCGAGAAGCGAUUUGGGGAAAUAUGGAAACGACUUGGGAUCUAUGACGCCAUCAAGCUGUCCACCAUUACUAUUCCUUGUGACCGCUCCUUGCUGGCUGCCGCUAUGUGUUUUUGGAGUUCUCAAACAAACUCUCUGGAGCUUCAGUUUGGUGCACUUAGUCCGACCUUGAUUGAUAUAGCGGCCAUUAUAGGCCUGCCGCCACAUGGGCAAGUGGUGGACAUUGUAUUUGCAGAAGGAAAGUUUGACAUUGAUCUUAGUGGUGAGCUAAGAGAUCGAAGUAAGGGCAGACCAGCCGUUGCCAAUUAUAAUACAUGGAUUGAGGUGUUUAACAGCGGCUUGGGAAAUAAGUCACUUGAUAGUAUUGGCAGUCCAGAAGAGAGAGAGGAAAACCAGCAGGAGACAAUGGAAGUAACUCAUGUAGAGCAUGCUGCGUUUCUUGCCUUUUGGAUAUGUAAGUACUUAGUGUGCACAACUUCUAAAAAAGUAAAUGUGGAGUACUACAAGUUGGCUGAAGCAUUAGCAAGUAAGGAAGUACAAGAGAGCGAUCAGCCAUUGGCUCUUGGUCCAUUUGUGCUCGCCCACUUAUACAGAUGUCUUCACCAUUGUGUGACCGAAGGACUAAACCCAAAUUGGUCUGGGCCAUUGUGGAUUUUUCAGUUGUGGCUGCACACUUACUUUCCCACUUUCAGACAGCCGGGUUUAGCAUUGGCCAUAGACACCACUCUUGGACAACAAUUGGCUCCUCUUGAUUUACUUACUCAUUCGGCAGAAGAGUGUUUUGAGGUGUUGUUCAAGUGUCCAGAGUUUUCUGCAGAACAGUUUGCCGUUUGUUUUAGUAGGAAGUAUCCAUCCUACCUUGCAAUGGAUAUCAGCCAACACGCCUCAGAAAGUGAGACGAGAUGGGAGACUGCGUGUUCAGCUUGGAAGAGUGCAAUAGGUAUGAGGGAUCUCUUCUGGGGUACCUUGUCUGGUAAAACACUCAAGUGUGGAGUGGAGUUAUAUUCACCAUCCUACUUCAGUCGUCAGUUGGGAUAUUAUCAAGCUAUACCGGCUCCGGUGCCAGAAUCGUCAAACCGAUAUAGUUCAUUGCGAGCCGUUUUCUCCAACAAGGACGACAUUGAGCAGAAUAACAAGGCGUUUGUGUACAACAUGAGCUUUCCCAUGAAGACAAGAGUAGCAACUAGCAAGAGUUCCUCCCAGUUCAGAGAGUGGUGGGCAAAACGAGUAGGUAGCCGCUUUAAAGAUGGGUUGGUGUCGGCUAGGCGAUCAGCUUUUGCAGGAAAUCCAUGGGCACAAGAGAAGCCGAAAGCUGUAAGGCGUGGUAAAAUAACAAGCAAGGUUGCUAGAGCAAUCCCAACUAUAAGUGGCCAAGAAUCUUUGAAGAAGUGUGCUAAAGCACAAAGAGAAAGGCCAACCAUAGUGCGGCCACUGAGGCGGCCAAAGAUGGUGCCACUUUGUCUUCAACGUCUCAAUCUCCUCCAGCGAAACGACCGGCAACACAAGAUGAGCAAUCUUCUGAGAGCGAAGAACGAUUGUGCUUGGCCAAACGAAGUUGCCUAGAGACAUUCAAGAAGGCCAACGUCCAAAAUGCCAUUCCUAGUGAAAUAGAGGAAUCCGUGGAACUAACCAUUGAUAAAGAUGGCCAACCAAGUAGUGAUGAACCUGUGGGAGAGAUAAUUUCUCUUGAAAGAAUGGCUGAAAGCGAAGUUGUGACAAUGAAUAUGGAAGAAACACUUGUGCUCACCCAAACUUCAACGCAAGCCAGUAUUCCCUCCUCGUCGCUUAGUGAGCAACACCUGGUGUUGGCUAAUGAACUAGAAGGUAAUCAAGGGUUUGAAGCCGAACUUCAGGCUUUCAUGAGGGCAUUUUCGGCCGAUGCUCUAAUCCAACCAGAAUGCUGCUCGGCCAUUUCGCAGUUACCAACCGCACACUUGACAUCAAGGGAGGAAGUUGAUGGGG